CCCUCGCGCACGCGCAUUGCCGCUCGCCGCGCCGCCUAGUCGAGCUCGGCCCGGCUCCCGCCCAGGCGGCGGCAGACGCGACGCCCGGAGCGCCCGUCCCCAGCCCCUCGCCGCCCGGCAGGUUUGCUUUAGCUGACGGCGCUCCCCACCUGCGGCUUCUGCCUGGAGCUGUGAGCUCCCCGCUGUUCCCCGCCCGGUGGGCUUCAGAGCCAUGGCAACCGAGGAGAAGAAGCCGGAGACCGAGGCCGCCAGAGCGCAGCCCGCCCCGUCGGCGGCAGCCACGCAGAGCAAGCCCACACCUGUUAAACCCAACUACGCGCUGAAGUUCACCCUGGCCGGCCACACGAAAGCUGUGUCCUCGGUGAAGUUCAGCCCGAACGGGGAGUGGCUGGCGAGUUCGUCUGCAGAUAAACUCAUUAAGAUUUGGGGAGCUUACGAUGGAAAAUUUGAGAAAACCAUAUCUGGUCACAAGCUGGGAAUAUCAGACGUGGCCUGGUCGUCAGACUCUAACCUUCUCGUUUCUGCCUCAGAUGACAAGACCCUAAAGAUAUGGGACGUGAGCUCGGGAAAGUGUCUGAAGACCCUCAAGGGACACAGUAAUUACGUCUUUUGCUGUAACUUCAACCCCCAGUCCAACCUCAUCGUCUCGGGCUCCUUCGACGAGAGCGUGAGGAUUUGGGACGUGAAGACAGGGAAGUGCCUCAAGACGCUGCCCGCGCACUCGGAUCCCGUUUCAGCCGUUCACUUUAACCGGGACGGCUCCCUGAUCGUGUCGAGCAGCUACGACGGCCUCUGCCGGAUCUGGGACACUGCCUCGGGCCAGUGCCUGAAGACGCUGAUCGAUGACGACAACCCACCCGUGUCCUUUGUGAAGUUCUCCCCGAACGGCAAGUACAUCCUGGCCGCGACCUUGGACAACACGCUGAAGCUCUGGGACUACAGCAAAGGGAAGUGUCUGAAGACGUACACCGGCCACAAGAAUGAGAAGUACUGCAUAUUUGCGAAUUUCUCUGUCACUGGCGGGAAGUGGAUCGUGUCGGGCUCGGAGGACAACUUGGUUUACAUCUGGAACCUGCAGACGAAAGAGAUUGUGCAGAAGCUGCAGGGCCACACGGACGUGGUCAUCUCGACGGCCUGCCACCCCACAGAGAACAUCAUCGCCUCGGCCGCGCUGGAGAACGACAAGACCAUCAAGCUCUGGAAGAGCGACUGCUAGGCCCGCGGGCGCGGGGCUGUCGGGACGCCCAGCCGGGCUGGCGAGAGCUCGGUGCUCGAGGGGCUCCCUGGUCCAGGCCUGGGGACUGGAGGCGCCUGGGCCUGCGCCGCCUCCGAGGACGGCUUGGCCGAGGGCCGUGUCCCCCGCAGAGGUUCUCGGAGCUGCCGGUGGCGAUUCUUGCCAAUGCCUGUCUUGUUGGCUGGGGAAGAGUUAGAGUCUGUAUUGUGUUCGGAGGCCACAGAAAUUUCUAAUUUUUUAUUACAAAAGGUGAAGUUCAAUUUA
Phacochoerus africanus (Common warthog) is the source of this 1498-nucleotide messenger RNA. It is a transcript of the gene WDR5, whose product is annotated as WD repeat domain 5. The coding region runs from base 212 to 1216 and encodes 334 amino acids. Gene Ontology annotation, cellular component: Set1C/COMPASS complex. NCBI's taxonomy places the organism in Eukaryota, Metazoa, Chordata, Mammalia, Artiodactyla, Suidae. Gene Ontology annotation, molecular function: histone binding. The transcript has 14 exons. The record is from RefSeq and is a predicted model, not a curated record.